AUGUCUAGUGAAAGGUUCUUGAGACAUCAACUCAUUUCCUACUUAAGGGAAAAGAAAAAUAAGUCGUAUCGCAGUUUUCUCCUUCAUUACAGAAAAGAAAUCAGCGAAUAUUUUUUGCAUACCUCAGUAAUGUCUUGGAGAGAUCACGACAAUACAUGGUCCCAGUUCUUCUUAUUAGAGGCCAAGAGGUUGUUAAAUGAAAACAACUUUGAUACAUUAGAAUAUAAGGUUAGAGUAGAACGAUGCAAUGAUGGUCUAAAGAAUUACUGGGAGGAAAUAAUACAAGAGUGUGAGAAGAAACAAGAACUUAUCUCAUACGAAAGUGAAAGGGAUCGUCUUCUUCAUUUACUUUCUGAAGUAAAUGAAAAAAUUAAUAUAACGAAGGCAGAACUUACCAGAUUUUCUAGCUUAGGUAAUAAUUCUGAUUUAAUUUCUGAUAAUGGAUCAGAAAUUCAGUCUGGUAUCGGAGGUGAUCUGUAUGAGGAUAUUAAUGGAGACCCUAGUGGUGAUACUGAAAUGAACACUGAAGAUAGUAUUUCCUCAGACAACGAUUCUUCUAGAAAGAAGAAUCGUCGUAAUCUUGUUCGAGUUAACUAUAAUUGCGGUUCUCCACCAAGAAAACGCAGAAAAACUAGGCCUGCCUCACGACGAUCAACGCCACGACAGUCACCAUGUACAUCAUUACCGUCCACGCCGACAGAUCCCUCUCAUACAGAUUUUCCCGAUGAUGAGAACCUAAGGUGCACAAAUUGCCCCGUUCAUUGCCCUAAUAGCUCUUAG
Molecule: messenger RNA, 780 nt
Organism: Rhizophagus irregularis DAOM 181602=DAOM 197198
Lineage: Eukaryota; Fungi; Glomeromycota; Glomeromycetes; Glomerales; Glomeraceae
Source: RefSeq, a predicted model, not a curated record